ACCAGACCAGAGUGGUUUAUUGUUGGGGCGUGCAAUAAAAGAGCUGGCAAAUUGCAUCAGAUUCUCCUUUUCACCUACAAAACUGAAUAUGAUUUGUCAAGUUUUGUCCUAAUGAGCACGACGUCGGCUCCUGUUUAUCCAGCUGCUGCGCAAAUACCGGUAGACUUGUUUGUAUCGAAGAAAUAUCCUGGACUGAGUCGCCGCGGACUUGGAUUUGCCGAUUCUUUGGGGAAUUUACUCUUCCGAGUGGAUCGUAUCUCGCCAUCUUCUUCUUCAUCUUACAAGUGGGUAGUUGUUGAUCAUUCUUCAGGAAAUCCCCUCUUCUGCAUACUUCGUCAACAUAAUGGAUCUUGGCAUGGUUUCAAGGAGGAUGGUGAAGGAAAAAACAAGAUGAUAUUCAGAGUGCAAAGAACAUUGAAUAGAUUAUUUACAACUGAGCUAGAAGUCUUUCUAGUCAAAGACGAUUCUGGAGAAUCAACCUGUGACUUUAAGGUUAAAGGCUGCCCCGCCCGGAGAUCAUGCACUAUCUUUGGAGGCAAAGACAUUAUAGCUCAGACUAGUCUCAUGUACAAGCUUAACCAGAUUUUGGCUCGAAGGAGUAGAUUUCGGCUAACCAUAUUUCCGGGAUAUACGGAUCAUGCUCUCGUUGUAGCUUUGGUUGUGAUAUUCCUAGAUAGAUAAAAUUGAUUGAACUAAUAGAAAUGGUUUCAAUUACAAGCCAUCUGAUUUUGCAUAUGUAUCAUUGUCCUCAUGCAUCUUACAUCUUUUCUAAUAGAAAUAUGUGCAACUAAUUUAAAAUCUUCAA
Molecule: messenger RNA, 805 nt
Organism: Mercurialis annua (annual mercury)
Lineage: Eukaryota; Viridiplantae; Streptophyta; Magnoliopsida; Malpighiales; Euphorbiaceae
Product: protein LURP-one-related 7
Exons: 3
Coding region: 112-681 (189 amino acids)
Source: RefSeq, a predicted model, not a curated record